CACAAAUAGAAACAGUUUUGGCUGCGGCUCAGUUCGGCUUCAUUCGGCUGUUGUAUCACUGCUCUGCUAUUUUGUUUAGGUCUAUUAAAAACUAACAAGUUUUUUUCAUUCUACUCUACAGCAGCUGCAAAUAUUUUCAACAGGGUGGAGUGUCAACAUCUGGAAAGCUGACUGCUGGCAUUCUGCAUUAUUCUAUGCUGUGGAUAGUGCAAAGUCUGACCUGUUUUUUUUUUCUAACUUGGAUCACAGCAGCAAUGACGACCUUUGAUGACCUCCUGGAAGAGGCUGGGAAUUUCGGCCGUUCUCAGAAACGUAUCUUUUUUUUGAUAUGUGUGUGGUCAGUACCUUUUGGAUGUGUGUACGCCAGUAUCGUGUUUCAGGGCUUCGCCCCCGAUCACUGGUGUCGGGACCCUGCUGUGGUGGAGGCGAGGCAGGCCUGUAACUGGAGCCUGGCGGACAGUCGCAGGCUGACGGUGCCUCUGGUGAACAGCUCCGGAGUGCUGCAGCACAGCAGCUGUGAGCAGUACGUGGUGGACUGGAACACAACAGUCACAUGUGAUACACAGGAACUGGACCUGAGUGAGCUCCCAGUUACAGCAUGCAAGAACGGCUGGGAGUAUGAUUAUGAAGGCAGGAAGUCCUUUGUCACAGAGUUUAACCUGGUGUGUUCAGAUGGAUGGUUUGUGGACAUGUACCAGUCUGUUCUCAAUGUGGGCUUCCUUGUUGGCAGUUUUGCUUUUGGUUUCUUGGCUGACAGGUUUGGCAGGAAGGUCAGUCUCCUGGUGUCGACCCUACUGAAUGUGAUUGCAGGGCUUGCGAUGGCUAUGGCUCCAAACUACAUCACCAUCCUGGUGUUUAGGACCAUCCUUGGCUUUUCAUCCAAAGGAGGCUGGAUGGCUUCAUAUGUGCUGCUCACAGAGAUUGUUGGAGUGGAGUACAGAAGGAUGGUGGGAAUUGUUUACCAGAUGUUCUUCAGUUGCGGCCUCCUUAUCCUCCCCCUGCUCGCAUACUUCAUCACUGACUGGCGCUGGCUGCAGGUUGCCAUCACUGCACCUCAGAUCCUCUUCCUGUCCUACUUCUGGUUUGUCCCAGAGUCUCCAAGGUGGCUCAUCUCUCAGAAGAAUUCUUCCAAAGCUUUGGAGAUCACUAAAGCUAUAGCUAAGGAAAACAAGAGGACACUCAAGAGCUUUGAGACGCUGACUGAGGAUGAGGGUGAAUCCUCCUCUGCCUCUUUGCUGGACCUGGUCAGAACUCCAACUAUGAGAAAACACACUUUAAUCCUCAUGUUCAACUGGUUCACCAUUGCAUUUGUAUAUCAAGGCCUCAUCAUGCGGGUGGGGCUGGAUGGAGGAAACGUCUACAUCGACUUCCUCAUAUCUUCCCUGGUGGAGUUCCCUGCUGCCUUUUUCAUCCUCUUCACUAUUGAGCGCAUUGGCAGGCGCAUUCCCUUCGCCUCUUCCAACAUUGUAGCUGGAGCCGCCUGUUUCAUAUCUGCCGCCAUUCCUGAAAGUUUGGUCUGGUUAAGGACGGUGGUGGCCUGCAUCGGUCGGUUGGGGAUUACCAUUGCCUUCCAGUUGGUUGUAUUUGUUAACACUGAGCUCUACCCAACGUUUGUCAGGAGCCUGGGAGUGUCAAUUUGCUCGACUCUGUGCGAUAUCGGAGGCAUCAUAUGUCCCUUCAUGCUCUACAGACUGGCUGAAAUCUGGCUGGAGCUGCCACUCAUCAUCUUCGGAGUGAUUGCGGUGGUAGCUGGAAGUUUGGUGUUGUUGCUGCCUGAAACCAGAGGAGUUCCUUUACCUGAAACCAUUGAUGAUGUUGAGUUUCCUUAUAGGAAAAAGGAGGAUGUCGUGGAGAACCAACAAAUGAAUAACCUUUUAAAAUCAGACCUCAGAAACAACAAGAAACCAAGGACUGUGUGACUUGUGUGCAUGCUAGUAUUGAUUUGACCUUAGCCUAGGUGUUUUUAAAUACAUUUUCUAUAAAGCAUGACUUUCCAACUUC
Epinephelus fuscoguttatus (brown-marbled grouper) is the source of this 2001-nucleotide messenger RNA. Its product is annotated as solute carrier family 22 member 2-like. The record is from RefSeq and is a predicted model, not a curated record. Lineage: Eukaryota; Metazoa; Chordata; Actinopteri; Perciformes; Serranidae. The transcript is spliced from 12 exons. Gene Ontology annotation, biological process: transmembrane transport. The coding region runs from base 195 to 1919 and encodes 574 amino acids. Gene Ontology annotation, cellular component: membrane.